AUGGCAACAAUAGCCGGUCCCGUUUUAGACGCGGCGGAUCCGGGAUUCCGUCUCUUCGGUAGAUUAAUCGAUAACGGUAGCGCGCCAAACUCGCCCGUCUCAUCCCAGCCGUUGGCGUGCGACGCAAAUCAAUCUCCACCGUCGUCUCUUCGUCAAGGGCCUCGACCCCGUGCCGAACUAAAUGCUAUUCCCGAUUCCGCGAUUCGUCAGACCUCGAACGACUUUCGCAGAACCGCCGCGGCCGCAACUGCUGCAGAGAAUAGAGGAGAGGAGCGCGAGGAAGCAGAGGGGAACGACGACCGGGAGGAGAGUUCCGAGUCUCAAGAUGCGUCGGCGGAGCGGGCGAAACAGGAAGAGCAGGAGCGGGAGCUGCAGCAGCAGGAGGGGGAGGGGCAGAAGCAGGGGGAAGGAGGUUGCGAGUUGAAGCGUCCAACCACCCCGCUACCUUGUCCCCGUUGCAAGAGUCUCGCUACCAAGUUCUGUUACUUCAACAACUACAAUCCGAACCAGCCGCGCCACUUCUGCCGAGCCUGCCAGCGCUAUUGGACAGCCGGUGGCAAUCUGCGAAACGUGCCCGUGGGCUCGGGCCGGCGAAAAAGCAAGGUUUUGUCACACCCGCAACAGCAACAGGGUAACCAGCAGCACCAGGCGUCGCAUCAGGAAGCCCAUGCUCAAGCUCUCGCCGCUGGCGAUCCAGCCGCGGGCGUCUCGCCAGCAGCGCUGCUCGCCGCAGCGGCGGCGGCGGCGGCGGCAGCGACGGCAGUCCAUUCACCUGCCGUAGCGGCAACCAAUCCGUUGGUGCCAGGUGUCGCCAGUCCCUUUCUCUCCGCUCUUUCCGGCGCGUCCCACGCUCUCUCCGCGCCCUCCGUGGCGUUACCUGCAGCCUACGGUCUCCCCCCAGCCGCUCUUUCCCCGCAUGGAGCUUUCCCUCAGGCGGAGCUCUUGCGCCAAGGCGUCCCCCCAUACUCCCCGGGCCUCUCCGCGGGUCUCUCUCCCGCCAAUGUGGCAGCGGCGGCGGCUGCGCGGACCAUGGCGCUGGCGGCGGGCGCGGGGCACGUCCCUGCGGGGAUCUUUCCGGGGAUGGGCGGAAUGGGUAUGGGCAUGGGCGCGGGCAUGGGGGGCGCUGCUUCCGAGUACGCGGCCGCGGCUGCGGCUGCUGCUGCGGCGGCGGCGGCCGGCCAAGGAAUGUCCUCCGCCGCUGCGGGCCAGGAAAUGGCGUCUGCGGUUGCAGCAGCCGCCGCUGCCAUGGCUGCUCAAGCUGCUUCCGGGGCCCCUUCGUUCUCUCAAGCGGGAUGUGAAAUGACCCUUGCACCACCGGCACCAACAGGAGGAGCAGCAACACUGGCAGCAGGAGUGGAUGGUGCAGAGCGGAUGGAGAAGCAGCGGCAAGCGGCAUGGCUGGCCGGUGCGCCAGGCACAGGAUCAGGACAGGCAGUAGGGCACAGCACUGGAUGGGAAAACUUCCGUGCUGCAGCUGCCACAGCUGCUGCUGUUCCAUCUGUAGCAGGCAGGCAAGGCGGGUUAGACCACAGUAGAGCUGUCCCCUCUCUGCCCAUUCUCCCGCUACACUCCGCCUCUGGUUCCACCUCCCCUCCUCUCCUGCAGCAAGCGCUUGCAGCUGCUGGCCCCGCAGCUACAGCCGCUGCUACAGCUGCUGCGACUGUCCCUACCACAGUUGACACUCAAGCUGCUGGUACAGCGGCAGGGCAGCACAAGAGGCCGCCAGGCACUGGUGGUAACCAGGUGGUCGAUUAUCUCAGGAGGAGUCCUCCUGAGCAGCAGCAGCAACAGCAGCAGCUUGGGGCUAGUGGGGAGGAGCCUGCUGCUAAGAGGCUGUGCGUGGGGACUUCUGGAGGUGAUGUGGGAGACGGAGGAAAGGAGAAGGCAGGGCAGGAGGGUGUGCAUAGUAAGCGAUUCCUCAAGGCUAACCCUGUAGCGAUGAUGAGAUACAUGGUGUUUCAGGCCAAUGGUUGA
Messenger RNA from Closterium sp. NIES-65, 1974 nucleotides. Lineage: Eukaryota; Viridiplantae; Streptophyta; Zygnematophyceae; Desmidiales; Closteriaceae. The record is from the annotation of a GenBank genome assembly.